UCUUCGGCCGCUCCUGCGGUAUAUGGAGGUUCCCAGGCUAGGGGUCUAAUCGGAGCUGUAGCCACCGGCCUAUGCCAAAGCCACAGCAACUCGGGAUCUGAGCCACGUCUGCAACCUACACCACAGCUCAUGGCAAUGCUGUAUCCUUAACCCACUGAGCAAGGCCAGGGAUCGAACCUGCAACCUCAUGGUUCCUAGUCGGAUUCGUUAACCGCUGAGUCACGAUGGGAACUCCUGUCGUCAGGUUUUGAUUCAUGAAACAGAUAAAACUCGAGUGAGACCUUGAGAGGUGGAAAAGAGUUGAAUAGUCAGGGAGGAGGUGGGGAAUCCUGGGUGGAGGAUAAACAUCAAGAGAAAAGGAAUAGAAACAGAAGAGAAACGUGACAUGUGCAGGGUGGAUAAAGAAGAGAAUCUGGCAGGUCCUUGAGGCACAUAAGAGCAUAUUGGGAAGUAAUCUAGAGAAAGCAGAGUGCAGCCUCCAGGAAGAGUGGAGCUACUGAACAAGAGUAACAGCUGACACUAGUGAACUGGGAAGAUUACCUGGUAAUCUUCUGGAGUGAAGAGUGGACUGCAAGGGUAGAUGGGACAGUCUGACUACUGUUGCAAGAAUAUGGGUUAUUGGGGUAGUGGGUGGCAACAAAAAUGCAAAUAUGGAAAAUGAGACAUUUCAAAGGAGGAUCAUAAAGAUUUAUAAAUGAUGGAAUAUAAUGAAAAAGAGUAAACUAAUCAGAACUAAGGCACCACUGAUAAAAGUUAAAGGACCCUGGGAAGACAGCUAGCUUAGUGAGGAAGUUUGGCCAUCUUGAGUUUGAUGUGGGACAUCCAGAAAGUGCUGAGAAGGCAACUGAAAAUGUGAACCUGGAAUUCAAGUUAAGAGAGCAACGAAAUAUUGAUCUGGAGAUAUCUUUGUGUUUCCUUCCCCCACCUCAAUCUACUCUACAUCUUUUUUUUACCCUGCCUCAUAAGCCAGGAGGAAGGCUCUUGUGAUCUGGUACAUCAAGCUGAAUUCCUUUCCUUCUGGCUUCCAGUAGAGCUUAACCAAGCGAAGCACUGGCAAGAGACUGAAGGAGAAUAAAAUGGAGAUAUUUAUUCCUACUGGCUUCCUUGUUGGGGCUCUGGCUGGAUCACUGCCUAACUGAAGACUACAAUUCUUAGCCAUUCACUCAUGAGAAAAUACAGCCUAUAAUGGCAUCCUCGGACUGGCUGUGUUCAAAUCUUUCUCCUCUCAUGGGACCAGAAACUAGCCCAGUGGUGCUGGUUUGAAACCGAAUGCUUGUUACCAGACACUGCUGGGGAGUCCCAAACAAGAAAAAAUGAUCAGAGCAGAGGACCCGAAUAGCAAAUCGUGUUCAAGUUGUCCCAGGAGACUAUCACCUUACUGAUACUCCCCUAGUGUUUCCCACUAAUGCCUUGAACUUGGCAAAGGCUGGGCAAAUUUCCCUUGGGCUGUCAUUCAUCAUAUUUACAACUUUUUUCUUUCACAAAAGUUGACCCUCUGCUCCUUUCUUAGUGGAGGGGAUACCAAAAAAUUAAAAAAAUAAAUGUAGAGUUUAAGCUGAAGGUCUGGGCCCGGUCACUCCUCACACAAAUAUCUAAGCCUCCUACAUCAUUUGGGUGUUUGAUAGCUCCAAGAGACAUAUUUUCUUUAGAAACCUCUAUGUACAAGGUUUGUAGAAGAACCGCUUACAGCAAGUUGCUCAAUUUUACUAUGGCUCCAUUUUCUUAAAGUAUAAAAUGAAGAUAAUUAAGAGCAUAUUAGGUAGAUGCUACUGUAUCUUCAUUUUAUACUUUAAAAAAUUUGGUCGCUGGAAUGUCGUUUGGGCUUAACGAGAUAAUAUAUGCAAACUGUUAGCUCAGCGUCACUUCCUAGACAGUUACGAGUACAAUAAAGUUAUUAAGCACUUACCUGCAGCCAGGCAGCGGGGAGCUUUCCCACAUUUUGUCUCAUUUAGUAACCAGCAGCCCUGGCAAGCGGUUCAGGAGUCUGAGCGCCGAGCCACAGGAUAGGAGGCCAAGGGGGCAGAGGUUCCGUGAGGGGAGCUCACUGAGGGCUGGGGUUCCCAGCCAGCCGGGGAGGGGUCGCAGAGGCGCGCGGCCGGGGGGCGCAGGCGCUGUGCGCGCCCGCCCUCCGCGGCGUCUGCUCGCUGCUCUCUUAAUACCGCUGCGCCGCUGGUCGCAGCCAGUCGGGCCAGCUCCAUGAGGACCAGGCACGUGAACUUGCUGAUCGCGCUCGUCGCCUUCGUGCUCUUCAGUUUCUCCUGCUUCUGCAUCUCCAGGAUGACUCAAACCAGUAAUCAAUUAAUUAAUUGUAGAAAUCAUAUUUUGGAGUUUAAGGAAAAUAUUCUACGUCUGAAAAACAAAACAGAAAGAAAUCAUCAAGAGCUGAUCAAAGCCUUGAAUAAAAUGAAGUUUGAAGUUGCAGACAGAGAAAAUGUAUCAGUAAACUCAGUUAAGAAGAAUAUGAAUGCAUUGGGUAAGAAUGAAAUAGUUCCCAAUGCAUUUGAAGUCUUAAAGUUCUUGUUCCCUCAUCUUAGGAAAGUAGACAGAAUUUAUCCUGAUGUUAUCAUUGGCAAAGAGAAAACAGGCGUGUCAUUUGCGCUGGGUAUUUCCACUGUCAGCAGAGGAAAUCAUAGUUACCUGAAGCAAACGCUGACCUCUCUUAUCUCCAGGAUGACUCUUUCAGAAGAGAAGGACUCUGUGGUGAUUGUCUGUAUCGCAGAUAGUAAUGAAGAUUAUUUAAAAUCUGUGGUUGGCAUGAUUACAAAAAAAUUCAAAAGGCAACUGAUGUCUGGAUCCUUAGAAGUCAUUUCGAUACCUGCUUAUUUUUAUCCGCACAUGUUACAUGCCAGACAGUCAACUGAGGCCUCACAAAAAUUAGAGAGUUGGAGAAUCAAACAAGUCUUGGAUUUUUGUUUUUUGAUGCUGUAUGCCCAACCCAAAGCCAGGUAUUACUUACAGCUAGAAGAUGACAUCAUAGCUAACAAGAUGUAUUUCACAAAAAUCGCAGAUUUUGUACAUAACAUAACUUCGAAUAAUUGGUUUUAUAUUGAGUUUUCAAUUCUAGGAUUUAUAGGAAAGCUGUUUAAAUCUGAGGAUUUAAUUGACUUUGUACGAUUUUUUUUAAUGUUCUACAAAGACAAACCCAUAGACUUGCUCUUGGGGGACAUUUUUCAAGUAAAGAUGUGUAACCCAGGAGAAACUCUUGAAAAAUGUAUAGAACGAAAUAAGCAUAUUCGUAUUCGAUAUAAACCUUCUCUUUUCCAACAUGUGGGGAUACAGUCAUCAUUCCCUGGACGAGAACAAUAUUUCAAAGAUAUCUAUUAUUAGGAAUUUCAUAAUUCCAACACCGUCUUUAAAAAUGAUCAGAAUCAUUCUUUGGGAAAAAAUGGUGUAACAAGGAUAAAUAUUUCUCAACUUUCUUCAUAGUGGAUAAGAGAUUAUAUCAUAUUUUUUUAAAAAGUUAAACCUUCGAUAAUUAAGUGGUUUCUUUUAUUACAGGAAUAUGAAGAAAUUAAUCUUAAUAAGAAGGUCUGUAAUAUCUUAGAACCUCAGAACACCAUGAUUUCUAAUGGCAUCUUUCAGAAACUAUAAUAAUAAAGACAGAUAAUUAUAUAGGAGGAAACAGUGAACCAGCUAGUAGACUUGAAAGUAUUAAAUUGCCUCUUAUGUCAAGAAAAGUUAGAGCAUUUGUUUAUGAUGCUUGUACUCUGUUACAAUUUAUUGUAAAAAUAGUAAAGAUGGGGAAGUUUUAAAAAUUAAGAAAUAUAUUUUGUUGACUUAGAUAGUGAUGUUACUAUAUCCUCUCAAUAAAUAGCUGAAAGUUCAGAAACUUGCUGUUGUCACAGACAAGAACUGGUUCUGUGUGAACUGGUAUAUAUUCUUAUCCAUUUUGUUAAGCUAUCUAAAAUAGAAAGCACAUGUUUAAGCAACUUUGGGUCUGGUAGUGCCCCAAUAUCUUGUCUUUUUAAUAUACGCAUUUAAAACUCUAAACUUACCCCUAAGUGCCAUUUGAGCUGAUUAACAAACAUCUUGAUGUGAAUGUGUCCUGAUACUCAUUCAGUUCUAAAUAUUUCAUAUUUUCUCUUAUUAUUGCCUUUUUAACUCAUGGGUUAUUUGGGAGUAUGUAUUCUUUGAUAUAUUGGUUUUGCCAUUUUUUUGUUGUUGAUUUAUCAUUUAAUUACAUUGUUCUUAGCUUUGUGUGAUAAAACUUGAGAACUGUUAUGAAUUCUUGCAUUUCAUAUGAAUUUUAGAAGAAUGUAUUGUCUCUGUAUUGUAUGCUUCCUUUAAGAUAUGCCUAACUUGCUUGCUUUUUAUUGAAGCAUAAUUGAUUUACUUUUUUUUGUUUUUAUAAAUGUUAAUUUUGUACUUUAAAUAUAUCUUCUUUAAAAAUUCCUAUUCAUUGGAUGCCUAGUUUUCUUAUAUCAGACUUUUAAAUUUAUUUGUUCAAGUCUUUUAAAUCUUACUAAUUCACUAGUUUCUUACAGGAGUCUAUUAAAUGUACUGUUCUUCCUCUUGUUAUUCUAUUGAGUUUUACUUUAUGAUUUUGAGAAAUAAGAGAUAUUCUUUCAUUCUUGUUCAUCAUAAAAUAUGAAAAUCUUAAUUUAUACUACUGUAUUAUCUUUGAGUGCCAAAACUUCAUACAUUUACCUCAAGAUGAACCGUAUCAUAUACCAAAGUAUAAAGAGAAUAUGAAAGAUGAACUGGUCACAUGUGUCCAUUUCAUUUUCUCCUUUUAGAGAAAGAAGCUGAAAGUACCUCAGGAUUUGUUGUGUGUACCCCUAUAUGGACCUUCCACCCUGUGGCAGAAUUUCAACAAUUAUGAACAAAUAAUGGGAGCUAAAUCUGGGCAGGCAUUUUCACAGGGAAACCAUCAUCUUAUGGGUUUUUUCCCCUUACUUCCCGUGGUGUAUAUUUUUGAUUCUGUGUUGAUAUUAAUAGCCACUCACAGGCAAUGAAUCAUGAGCUGAAAGAUUUUUGUUUUACUGAUACGGUUUUCUUUUUCAAAGCCUAGACAAAAUGAGUUUUUCUUAGGAAAGUGCAGUUUACCAAAUUGCUGCAAAUAAAGACAGAAACCUUAAAUCAGCUGAUUUUCAUAGAGGAAACUGAAAGUUAUAGAGAAAUAACAAAAAAAGCACAAAGAGGUGCCAGGCUCAGAUGACUGCAUAGGGGAACACAACAAAACUUUUAGAAACCACAUAGUCUCAAUGUUUUAAAAUUGUUCCAGAAUACAGAAAGUAAUGGGAAAUUUACAGAAUCUUUUAAUGAUAUGAGUAUAAUACGAAUCCCUAAUCCUGAUGAUGAUGGAGCAUCAUUAUCAGUUUAUUCACACAUAUUACUAAUUACAAAUGGAAGAACAGUUAUCCUACAGCAGAGAAAGCAGGCAGUGUGUCUCAGAUAUAUUAUUCUGAAAAGAUCACAAUUCACUUAUAAGAUAGUUGUGAUGGAUAAUUUUAUGUCACCUUGACUGGACUAAGGAAUGCCCAGAUUGCUGAUAAAACAUAUUUUGGAGUGUUUCUAUGAGGAUGCUUCUAGAAGAGACUGGCAUUUGAUUCAAUAGACUGAGAAAAGAUCUGCCCUCACCAGCAUUGGUGGGCAUCAUCUAAGCUGUUGAGGGACCGAAUAGAACAAAAGAUGGAGGAAAGGCAAAUUCUCACUCUCUUCUUGAGCCGGGCCAUCCCUCUUACCUGGCCCUCAGGCAUCCUUAUCCCUGGUUCUUCGACUUUUGAACUCCAGGACUUAUGCCAUGGGCCUCCCUGGUUCUCACACCUUCAGGAUUGUGCUGAACUAUAUACCAGCUUUCCUGGUUCUCCAGUUUGCAACAGCAGAUUGUGGGUCUUUUUUGCAUUCAUAACCCAGUGAGCCAAUUACUAUAAGAAAUCUCUUCUUGUCUGUAUUUUCUCUCUCACUCUCUCUCUCGCCUAAAUUCCCUUUCUCUGGAAAAUCUUGCCUAAUACAAUAUUCCAGCCAAAAAUUCAUAGCUUGCAUCUAAUCAUGAAUAAAUAUCAGACAAAUCCAUGUUGAGAGACAUUCUAUAGAAUAAUACUAAUGCAUGGAAAGCAAGGAAAUGUGUAGAUAUCACUUCAGGUUAAAGGAGACUGCAGACAUAACAAUUACAUGCAACAUUUCAUACUAGAUUAUAUCUAGUCCUGGGAACAUGCUAUAAAGAACAUUAUUGGGACAAUAGAAGAAAUUAAAAUAUUGUCUAUAGGUUAAAGUAUUAUAAUGAUGUUAAAUUCCCUGAAUUAGAUCACUAAACUGUGGUUACAUGAGAGACUGUCCUUGUUCUUAGGAAAUUUACUUAAUUAUUACAUAGUAAGAGGGUAUGAUGUAUGAAACUUACUCUCAGUUGGUCCAGAGGAAAGUAGAUGAGUAGAUAGAAGAUAAGAAAAAAGAAAGAGAUAAAGUAGAUAUGGCAAGUACUUUGGGUAAAGAAUAAAUAGGAGAUCCAUGUACUCUCUUUCCAAGUUUUUUGUAUGUUUGAAAGUAUGUACAAAGUAGAAGUAAAAGCAACAACAAAAAACCUUGGGGAUACAGUUGAAGAAUCCUUUCCUCCUUGAUCUUUCAACUUUGACCAGGGUCUCAGUCUGAGUUCCUUUCCCUUCAAAUUUACAUCUCAUGUUAUCAAACAUGGAAACAGGAAAAGAAAUUCUCCAGAAAAAAUGAAUGAUUCUGGCAGGAUGAUUUGGUUUAUGCUGCAGUAAUUUAUAGCCUCAAUAUUUUAGUGGCUUACAAUUACAAACAUCUAUUUCUGAUCCACAAUACCAGGGUAGCAAGCAAGCUCUACUCAGGUCACACAAGGACCCAGGUUGACAGAGGCUGUACCUUAACAUGUGCUUCAAGAAUCACUGUGGCUGGAGAAAGGAUGGUGAGAUGCUUCCACCUGGAACUGAUACACAUCACAUUUGUUCACAUUUCAUUGGCUAAAGUAGGUCAUAGCCAUCCCUAAAUUCUAAUAACCAGAAGUACAAUCCUGCAGGUACCCAGAAAAUCACUACCACAAAAGGGCUCCAAUAUACUUGAAAUGAUUUUUGACUAUUUGCAUUGCCUUUAUAGACUCAAAAGUGAAAAGUGAAAAGAAGAGAAGUUGGCAGGAAAGAGGGUGAAAGAAAGCACUAUCCAUUGCUGGGACCCAGACUACUGCCUCCUUUGCCAUCACCACCAUUAGCUGUAUUUAUCUCCUGUCAAUAAACUUGAUGCAUUUGCCUUCUGGUUCCCUUCAUCCUGCUCAGACAUCCCAACAAUGUUUAUUAUUUUUCCUGGAGAUUGAUAAUUUGGAAUCACAGCCAGGUACCUAUGGCUACACACAGAUCAGUCAAGCUGCUCCAUCUUGUGACUUCAGGAGGGAUUCAUGUCCUGACACUCACAUUGCACUUAGAAAUGAUAUCACUCAACAUGUUAUCUGUGGCUGCUUAUUUUUUUAAAAUUGCAGUUUAUUCUGCCAUUUUUCUGCUUAAAAUAAUUUGAUGGCCCUAUCUGAAAAAUAAAGUUUAAUUCUGUUCCUUGGCAUCUAGACUCUUUGAUAAACUGUCCCCAAUGUACUGUUCCAGAAUCACUCCCUGCCAUGCACUCUGCUUUUAUCUAAAACUACUUUCCAGUCUCAGGACACCUCAUGUUCUCUCCACAAUACUAAAAAAUGCCAGUUUCCUUGGCCUUCCUAGCAGAUAUCCAAAGGCGCUUCCUUGAUGAAAUUUUCAUUUAGAAAGAAUGAAUAGCAACAUACUCUGUUGUGCUCCCACAAUGUUUUGUCCAUGUUGCUAUUAUGUAAAUUAUCAUAUACUAUUGGAUAUUUGAUUUGAUGGUAAAAUUAUAAUGGAGUAAUCACCGUUCAGGCAUACAAAAAUGGAGUUGGGCAGCCAUUGAGGACCUGGUCUCAGACAUAUCUCUGCACCACUGAGAACCUGAACUUUCUUUGAAUUUUACCUGACCCAAGGGCACCACCAGCUAUAUUCAGAACAACACCCGCCAGCUGCAACUUAUGGUCUCAAGUUCUCCCCUUGUAAUUUGCAACCAUUUGGACCCCCAAC
This is a messenger RNA of Sus scrofa (pig), 8024 nucleotides long. RefSeq names its product MGAT4 family member D (gene MGAT4D). Gene Ontology annotation, molecular function: acetylglucosaminyltransferase activity. Gene Ontology annotation, biological process: protein N-linked glycosylation. The record is from RefSeq and is a predicted model, not a curated record. Gene Ontology annotation, cellular component: Golgi stack; endoplasmic reticulum; endoplasmic reticulum-Golgi intermediate compartment. NCBI's taxonomy places the organism in Eukaryota, Metazoa, Chordata, Mammalia, Artiodactyla, Suidae.